Molecule: messenger RNA, 1525 nt
Organism: Epinephelus lanceolatus (giant grouper)
Lineage: Eukaryota; Metazoa; Chordata; Actinopteri; Perciformes; Serranidae
Source: RefSeq, a predicted model, not a curated record
AUGCUGGCAUCGCAGAAUCCAAAGAGGCGUGACAGGAUGAACCAGAACUUCCGGAUGGUGUUCUUGUUUCAGGAUGAGCCAUGUUCUGGCUUCAUUGAUGAGUUCAACAAGCGACAGCCCAGAAUGCUGCAGUUUCUUAAAGACCUGGAGGAGAGUGCUGUUCAGCUGGACAGGAUGAAUAAGGGGGCAAAGAUCUCCAGUGUGGUAGGCAGCUCAGUGGGGGCAGUUGGAGGUGUGCUUUCCAUCGUUGGUUUGGCAUUAAUUCCUGUAACAGCUGGAGUGUCUCUAGGUCUGACAAUGACGGGGGUAGGGCUGGGAAUAACCAGUGGAGUCAACAGUGCUGUAACCACUGCUGCAGAGAUUGGAGUUAACUGCAAACAUCAAAAGAAAGCCAGUGAAGUUUUCCAGAGGUUCAUGGAGGAUGUGCAGAGUCUCCAGGGUUGUCUAGAGGUCACCCAAAGCCAAACAAGCCAGAUAGAUGUGGUUCUGGGAGUUGGCAAGAUGCUUUGUAAAGCUGGUGCUAUUGGAAAAGGUAUUGAUUCACUUGUUGAUGCUGCCUCAGCCCUUAAAAUGUUAAAAAGUGAAGAGCUGGUGACAAGUGCUGGCAGAGUGGCAGUGCAGGAAGGACAAGCAUUACGUAAUGUGCCCAGGGUGGCAGCAGAUCUCCCAGAUAUUGGACAGGCAGCUGUCAAAGGGCCUCUUGCCCUCUCCAAGUCAGCCAGGGCUGGUCUCAUUGGGCUCAAUGCUCUCUUCCUCGGCAUGGAUAUUGUCUUCAUCUGUAAAGACAGUAUCAGUCUGGCCAAAGGCAGUGAGACCGAAGUCUCACAGUUCAUCAGAGCCAGAGCUGCUCUUUGGAGCUCAGAGUUGGACUCAUGGCAGAAGAUUCAUGACUCACUGAGCAAAGGUCUGCAGCCAUCAGAGAAAAACAAAGCUAUCCUGGAGAUGCCAUUUUAUCCAGAGAGGAACAGAAACAGAAGUUCCAUCUGAUGAAGUGGAUGAAAAUCAAAAAAUUGAAGAGAAAAAAAUUCUGUAAUACAGUAGUGUUGGUGAACAGAGACAAUAGUCCUUUUUAUACAGAGAUAGCACUGUAAGAAGUCCCUCUUCAUGCCACCUUUGUAAUUUUACACAGAAGCAAACAACAGCAGCAUUAGGCUGCUCCAGAGUGGGAUUUUAGACAGCAUGCUGGCAUCGCAGAAUCCAAAGAGGCGUGACAGGUGUGGCAUAUAAUCAAACAAUGUUGGCCUCUAGUGUGACAUAUAACAUAUGUGUCAGCAGCAAUUUAUAAAAAGUAACAAUUACAUAACAUGGCAAUAAGAAUCAUUAACCAUCCCCUGUUUUAUGGUGGCUGAUCACGUCUGCUCCUUAGAGGGUAAGGAGCUCCCUGACCUCAUUGUUUUCCCAAUUUGUGGACAUUUUCAGCCGCUGUUCUUUGAGUUAGCUGCUAACUGUUACCACAAACUUUGUAAGUCUCCUAUGAUAGGUUGCAUGCAUGUAUGAUAGUUAUCAAAACUCACAUCCUGCCAGU